Molecule: messenger RNA, 1539 nt
Organism: Sparassis crispa
Lineage: Eukaryota; Fungi; Basidiomycota; Agaricomycetes; Polyporales; Sparassidaceae
Product: WD40 repeat-like protein
Exons: 10
Coding region: 1-1539 (512 amino acids)
Biological process (GO): negative regulation of transcription by RNA polymerase II
Cellular component (GO): ESC/E(Z) complex
Molecular function (GO): protein binding; nucleosome binding
Source: RefSeq, a predicted model, not a curated record
AUGGACCAGUUCGUGCCCGACGCCUUGCCUUGGUAUCAAGGCUCCAAAGAUUAUGUCCCGUUCACUCUCGCAAAGCUCAUAAGCUCAGACAACCCUGACGCUCCCCCGUUCUACUGCACUGCUGCAUUUCCUUGGAGUCAUACCUCCCUGGCUACUCUAUGGACAGAUGAAAAGCAAAUAUCAGACUGGAAGGAGACAGUACAGGAGUAUAUUGGGUCCAUUGCAGUAGGAAGCCGAGGCCGCCUAUAUGUGUUUCCGAAACUUGCAGCCGCUAAACCUUUCUGUGUGAGACUAUGUGACGAGUCCAUGGAAGUUCAUUGCGUUACUUGGGCUUUGAGAGAUGUAGCCGAUCCGCUGGUCGUUUUCGCGGCUUCUAGCCUCAUCUUAGUCCUCCGCGUCAAGACACGGAAAGUGAUAGGACAAUUGCGUGGGCACGGCGGUCCGAUAACAUCAAUAGCCGUCCACCCUUCCCAUCCAUACCUCUUCUGCACAACAUCAAGAGACUUCACGACGCGGAUAUACGAUUUGACACUCACUGCCUUACAAAAGCCCAAUAACCCCCAUUGGCCUCCUGGGACGUUACCUAGCCUUGCGGGUCCGGCCCAUGGGCUGCAGAUGUCAGAACCUGAAGGUGAAGGGUGUGGUCGGUGUGUGGUUGUCCUUGUCGGUGGCCGUUCUGGCGGCCAUCGCGGGGCUGUGUUCUGUGCCGCCUUCCACCGGUCUGAGCCUUUGAUCGCGACGUGUGGAAUGGAUCGUGCAGUGAAAAUAUGGUGUAUACCCCCGAUUAAACCAGAGUUCCUAGCCAGAGAGGACAAGCCCUUAUUCAGCACCGAGUUCAUUCACAAAGCACGUGUACAGUCUAUUGCAUGGUUGAGCCACGAUACUUUAAUAUCUCACUGUGCACCUGCGCCCAUGCGCACGAAAAAACCAGACGGAGUGUAUUAUGAGAACGGAACAGUUGUAAUAUGGCGCUGGCUCGGAUUCGACAGGUUCUUUCCUCCUGGUCGACCUUUGCAGAAGGUCAUGAGGGGAUGUGCGAGCGACUGGCGCGGAAGCGAAUCCUUCAAGAUCAUUUCAGCAUAUUUCUUACCGCUCGGAAGCACCCUGGAAUUACACGUCUUCCAGGAUGACGACCACGACCCGCUCCUCCUUAUUCCCCUUGGCAAGACCAUUCGCAUCAUGAACAUCACGCACUUCACAGCACGCCGCACGCCGCCCUUUCCUCCGGAUGCCGAGGUAGUAGAGCUUGCCCAGCGCAUGCAACUCAAUGACGACGGCGUUCAAGAGCAAACUGAGGGAGAAGAUAUUCAGAGUGGUAGCAACGACACCACACAAGUCGUUCAGGCAUCGCCUGAAGCUUUGCGGUUGACCGCGCUAUUUGAUAGCGUCGAAGGGUGGGAGGUUAGUAUCGAUGGGGCCACCCGCGCGCGACCGGACAUCCCAGAAGUCGACACAUGCGAGGUCGCCUUCGGCGGGAGAGUUAUUUUGGGCGUUGGCGACAAAGGAACGAUGUUCAUAUGGCGACGGGCUUCGAGGUAA